Molecule: messenger RNA, 2328 nt
Organism: Williopsis jadinii
Lineage: Eukaryota; Fungi; Ascomycota; Saccharomycetes; Phaffomycetales; Wickerhamomycetaceae
Gene: ARP8
Product: Arp8p
Exons: 1
Coding region: 66-2288 (740 amino acids)
Biological process (GO): regulation of DNA-templated transcription; double-strand break repair
Cellular component (GO): Ino80 complex
Source: RefSeq, a predicted model, not a curated record
GCAAAACGUCAACAUUGGAAAACACCGUACACUCACUGUUUGGGAAUACGCCAGACAUUGGGAAGAUGAGCGAUACACCGGUGCCUUCAUCACCGACAGAGUCGCCGAGGGACUCGCCGGUGCCUUCUGCAAAGAAGAAACAGCAGUCCAAUGCGAACUCAAGCGCUGCUAGUAAGAAGAUCAGUGCCGAAGCAUUGGAACGUCGUCGUGCUGGUCGUAUUAAGGCUGCUGAGACCAUGGCUGCGAAGAUCAAGAAGUCCGGUAUUGAAAGAAGAGACAACAAAGUGAAGUACUCAGUGUUUGAGAAUGUGUCGGUGAUCAACCAGAAGAACUACUUCACGGAUUAUCUCAAGAAGGAUGAUCAGGUUUACGUGUUGAGGGAGAGGAAGCUGUUGAGGCAGAGCGUGAUGGCUGCAAACAAGGCCAACAAGCAGGGGACUUCCACUCCAGCGUUGGAUGAUGAUGAGGAGGAGGACCAGGAUGAUGAAGAGGACUCUGUGAUUGAUGAACGUGCAGGUCAGCGUACCGUUGUGAUCCACCCAGGUUCCAAGAACAUUAGAAUUGGACUAGCAUCAGAUGUGUAUCCCAAGAGUUUCCCAUUUGUAUUGGGAAUCCCGGGUAAACCCGAACCAAAUCCGUUGACAACCCAUGAAUUAGAUGAAACUGAGCAGGAGGAAUACGAUACAAAUAGGAAAUUGCUUACGAGGGAUUUCAAAGAGAGAAUGAAGUAUUACAAGAGAAGAGUCAUUCCAAAUUCUAAUGAAAUCACUUCAAAUUUCAACAAAAAGGUCAAACCAGAGAUCAUUCCAGAACACAAUGACGUUCAUAAAGUGGAAUUUAUCAAACCAGGUAAAGACACGAAAUACCUUAUCGGUGAAGAUGCGUUGAGAAUGGAUUCCCCGGAUUAUAAGUUACGUUAUCCGCUUUUGACUAACGGUCGGUUCAAUGAAAAUGCGUACAACUCUUUCCAGGAGAACAUUGGUGAAAUUCAACUAUUCCUAUCGCAAGUUUUGGAGAAAUCUUUUGAAAUAACAGCAGUUAAACAGUACAAGACAGUGCUAAUAGUACCUGAUCUCUACGAUAGAAUUUACGUCGAGUCGUUUAUUGCGCUAUUGUUACAAAUGGGAUUUCAAGGUGUCGCCGUUAUUCAAGAGUCGCUUGCAGCCACUUAUGGUGCUGGUGUUUCUUCUGCUUGUGUCAUUGAUAUUGGUGCACAAACUACAAAGGUUUCGUGUAUUGAUGAAGGUCUGGUGAUCCCAGAUUCCCGUGCAGUGGUUCAGUAUGGUGGUGAUGACAUUACCAGACUCUUCUACAAACUCCUCAAGGAAGCACAAUUCCCUGCGUCUAUGGAUGAAAACUUUCCAUUCGAAUGGACAGAGAUGGAACAACUAAAGGAAAAGUUUAUCACUUUCCAAGAUGCAAAUAUAACGGUCCAGCUGUAUAACUUCAUGAAACGUUAUCCAAACAAGUUGAGUGAAAAAUACGAAUUCAAAGUUUUUGACGAGGUGAUAUUAUCACCAUUGGCUUUGUUCUUUCCCAAGUGUUUUAACAAGUUGAAAGACUGGAAAGACCACAGACUAUCCAAAUCACAAUCUUUCGACAUCUAUACUUGUGAACCAGAUAACCCCAAAUCUCUGACCCAGUUGAACGUGCUUGAUGAAUCUUUGUAUGCAGAUGAUGACGAUAAGGAGGUUCUGGAUAAGCUGAUCCAACAGUUGAAUCCAGAUGCUGGUGCCGACUCUGACUAUCCAACAAUGGCACCAUUGGAAAAGCUAAUCAUCCAGUCCAUCACUAAUGCAUGUCGUUCACUGGAGGACUUCACCAAGUCCAAGGUGUUUUAUUCAAACCUUUUGAUUGUUGGCGGCUCUUCCAAGAUCGAGGCCUUGGACUUUGUAUUGACGGACCGCAUAAACAUCUGGAGACCAAAGCUACUGGCGUUACAACAGCUACCGGAUUUCCUCAAACAAGUGGAACAACUCAUCAACGACUUUAACAAAACCAACGAGAUGAGCAAGCUAACCACCGAAGAGGAGAUCGAGCCUUUACAGAAGAAGAUUGAUACCUUGGUGGAACGUGAACUGACCAAGUUCUUGGACAACGUCAACGCUUCUCUUUCACCUGUGGAAGUAUUACCAGCACCUAGAGAUAUUGAUCCGAGUGUAUUGACUUGGAAAGGAGGCUCGGUCUUUGCAAGGUUGAAACUCAUCGAAGAGCUUUGGGUCACAGAGACAGACUGGGACCUCCUGGGUAGCAGAGUUCUACAGCACAAGACACUAUGGAACUAUUAAGAGUACGUUAUAGUACUUCUAAUACUUGAGUCGCUCACCA